GGUGUUACUUGACGGUGGUCCACCGCACCCACUGGAAGCUGGGGGCAGCCUGGGAAACUGGAGCAUCCCUGUUUUGUCACCCACCCACCCAGCAUCAGUGAACAAAAAGAAGCCACAGCCUUACGCUGACCAUGUGAGCAGACAUGGGUUGCAGGUGGGGAGGGACUGGACAUUCAUCGCUGAGUUAGCUGACUGGGGCUAUUUUAAUCCAACACUAUGGCUAAGCAGUACGAUGUGCUUUUCCGACUCCUGCUCCUCGGAGAUUCUGGGGUUGGGAAAACAUGUUUGUUAUGCAGAUUCACGGACAACGAGUUUCACCCGUCUCACAUCUCCACCAUCGGAGUCGACUUUAAAAUGAAGACACUAGUAAUAGAUGGUAUCAAAGUACGGAUACAGAUAUGGGACACUGCAGGCCAGGAGAGGUACCAGACCAUCACUAAGCAGUACUACAGACGAGCACAGGGAAUCUUCCUGGUAUAUGACAUCACGAGUGAGCGGUCCUUCCAGCACAUCAUGAAGUGGGCCAGUGAUGUGGACGAGUACGCUCCUGAUAAGGUCCAAAAGAUCCUUGUUGGGAACAAGUCAGAUGAGGUGGACAAGAGGCAGGUGGCCACAGAGCAAGGGAUCAAGCUGGCCGAGGCUUAUGGAAUGGACUUCUUUGAGACAAGUGCCUUCACCAACCAUAAUAUAACAGAGACUUUCACACGAUUGGCUGAGCAAGUGCUGGCAGCCAAUAAAAAGGACCUGGAUCUUCUCUGGAUGUCCAUUAAUGAUGAGUUUAACCUUGCUGCUCUGGAGGAAGAAGAGGGGCUUUGUGACAGUGUGACGGGCGACCAACGCAAAGGCUGCUGGUGUUAAAGAAACAAGAAUUUUUAGUUGAAUAUAUGAUGUCACUACAUACUUUGCACAUCUUUGGAAAAAAUGUCUCUCCUUUUGUUGUUAGUUGAAAUAAAGAGGCAUACCUAGCUACAGACAUGUCUCUCAAUGUCACGGAGCAACGUAAAAAAUGCUAACAUGCCAUUUGAGAGCAGUUUCAAGGACAAAAGGGGAAACAUUUUGCCAUAAAGUGUGUGGUGAAGUAACCAAAUGAAGAUCUAAAUGUCAAGGUUUCCCUCAGCAGGACAGAAUGAGCACACAUUUCUGCUCAGUCUAGUCUGUCUUUGACGUAACCAAACUCGACUCCUAUCCACUGCAAAUUGGCAGGUGACACGCAGUUGAAAAGAGCCUGAAUUGAAGAUGUCAUCAUGCUUUCUUUAUAGAAUUAAUACAGCGGUCUAGAUGUAGAGGAUAGAGAAAAGGCUUGGAAUUGCCCACUACUGACUUAGGAAUUCUAAUUUUUUUGCAAAUCAACAGUAUAACUGGUUGCAUUUGACCUUGAUUCCCCCCUUUGGUAUUUUUUAUGUGGGUAGUAGCACUCAUGCACCUGUAGCCUUUCUACUGUUGACUGCAUUAGAUGUAGUGUAGGAAAUUACCAGAAGAGGGGGCUGCGUGCACACACUGGAGAAGUGGCAGGUUGCUGUAGUACACAGUUGCUUCUCUUCUUGUGUCUGACUUUGGUUGUAAUGGCACUUGAAAAGGCUAACUUUAAUGAAAUGAAAGUAUUCUAAAUAUGCAGCCAUUUUGUUAUAUUAAUCUAAUGCCUUCACAAAAAUGCAACUUUUAUCUUCCAUCUAAGUGGUCACAUUCGCAGUACCUGUUUAAGGCAUUACAAGAAACGGAAACAUUAAGGGUAAAAUGAUUUGACUUCUCUGUAAGAAAACUGAAGAUAUUUUACAUCCUAUUUUUAUUUUAUCGGUAAAAAUGUUCUAUAGUUAAAUGCUUUAAUAACUAUCCCUUGCAUUGUAAAUACCAGGUUUUUCAAAGAAUGUUAGAUUGAUAGAAUUGCAAGGAGACAUCGUUGAUUUAAUGUGUCAGCAUUAGGGCUGUAUAAAAAGUCCUCAGUGAUAUUCUAGAUGGUCCGAAAUAUUCCCUGUGUGAAUAUAAUGUCUUAGUCACUCUGUCGUCACCGUUUUGUACACAGUCCAGUGGCGAUGCAUUCCCCCCCACCCCCCGACACAUACAUUUAAUAAGGGACAAGUGAGAGUUUUGCAUGCAAUUUGCUUUUCUUUUUUUUUAUUGCAACUUCAAUGAAGUUAAUAAUAAACUGACCCUAAUACAAUUAUAGCGUUUGACCAGAGUUGCCCGUUUGAGACUUGCACAGAAUGACCAUCAUAGGAUGAACUUUGGCUACAGUUUUUGCAAAUGAGUCUUACUAAGUGCUACUGAAAACAACUGUUUAUUUGUGCAAUCUGAAAUGGCAGUGUAUUGUACAGAAUGACGCUCUGGACUCUGCUCUAGAUACCCAAUGUUUUUGUGUUGUUUUCAAAAGCUGAUUUCUUUCUUUCUUUCUUUUAGACUACUUCAAUUGUAUUUGUGGACAUAUAUUACAUGCAUCAUGUAAAAAGCAACAUGUUAUUCUUGGAAAAACAAUAUCAGAUGUUUGAGUAAACACUUGCAGAUAUAUGACUCUGUAC
This is a messenger RNA of Monopterus albus (swamp eel), 2513 nucleotides long. RefSeq names its product RAB15, member RAS oncogene family (gene rab15). Gene Ontology annotation, molecular function: GTP binding; GTPase activity. Bases 217 to 858 code for a protein of 213 amino acids. The record is from RefSeq and is a predicted model, not a curated record. Lineage: Eukaryota; Metazoa; Chordata; Actinopteri; Synbranchiformes; Synbranchidae. The transcript is spliced from 7 exons. Gene Ontology annotation, biological process: Rab protein signal transduction.